Ceutorhynchus assimilis (cabbage seed weevil) is the source of this 3185-nucleotide messenger RNA. The record is from the annotation of a GenBank genome assembly. Lineage: Eukaryota; Metazoa; Arthropoda; Insecta; Coleoptera; Curculionidae.
UCACAACUCACAACAACGAAGGAGGUGUGUCUGCUUUUAUUCUGUAGAAAAUAAACAAAUAUAAUAAGAUGUCAGCAACAUUGAAGCCCUAUUUAACAGCAGUGAGGCACACUCUAACUGCGGCAAUGUGCCUGGACAACUUUAGCUCUCAAGUGGUCGAAAGGCACAACAAACCCGAGGUAGAGGUUAGGAGCUCUAAGGAGCUAUUACUCACCCCUGUAAUUAUUUCCAGAAAUGAUAAGGAAAAGGUUCUUAUUGAGACUUCAGUCAAUUCUGUCCGCAUAAGCAUAGCGGUGAAACAAGCGGAUGAAAUCGAGAAAAUCCUUUGCAAAAAAUUCAUGAGGUUCAUGAUGAUGCGUGCAGAAAACUUUAUUGUCCUACGCAGAAAACCUGUCGAAGGCUACGACAUUAGUUUCCUGAUAACCAACUUUCACACCGAGCAAAUGUACAAACACAAAUUGGUGGAUUUCGUGAUACACUUUAUGGAAGAAAUUGAUAAGGAAGUUUCGGAAAUGAAGUUAGCCGCCAACGCCAGAGCUAGGAUUGUCGCCGAGGAAUUUUUAAAGAGGUUUUUGAAUUUGCCAGAAACCAAAGACUAGACUGGGACGUAGUUUUUGUUUCUAGAAAUUGAUGCUCAAGGCAAGAAGUACAUAGUUGCAAUUAUUAGAAUACUUCGGAACAAUUCACCCUAUAAAGUGAGAUGAUAAAUAGUUAAGCAGCAAGUUUUGGCUCUUAUAUUAUUUUGUCAAUUAUUGGUUUUGCAGAAAAUUCAAUUGUUUUAUACUCUAUUUUAGCUUUUCUUUAUGAGUAUGAAGUAAAUUCUAUAGCAAAAACAUCUGUCUCAAAGCAAAGGAAUGUAUACCCCAGAUUCGAAAAUAAUUUUUUUUGCUGGUCUAAUAUUCUUAACAUAGAUCUCGACAUAGAUAUCUUUGACAACUCAUCUGUUAAUAUGUUCUUUUUUAUACCUACACUAUAUUGACUUCUUUAUACUUUUUAAUAAUUUUUGUAAUGUAUAUAGCAUAGUAAAAAAACGUAUUAUUAUUAGGCCCUUUGUUUAUAUACAGGGUGUCCCACGAGGUUGUUCCCGAAUGAUAAUUUCGGAAUAUUUUUAUCAUUUUCUUUAACAAAGCCUUAACAAAUAUGGCAUUGCCGAUUUUGUGAUUUAAUUUUCUAACUAAAAAUGGCAUAAUAUACCAUGAGUUACAUUUAAGAUUCGAAAGUUGACGUCACUUGCCCGAAAUUGAAGUGAAAGUGGUGAAAUUGGAUGACAAUGGUAAAAGCGGUACAAAAAGUUACCCAGAUCCUCAAAAUUUCAAUUAUAUUGGAUGACACGUUCCGAAGAGUUAUUACCUGGGAAAAACGUCGUGGGACACCCUGUAUAAUAAUGCUUGUUUAGUUUUUGUUUAAACCUAACUAUAGGUACAUAAUAUGUAAUUAAUUACUUUGAAAAUAAAACAAGUUUUUAAAAAUAAUUUAGUUUUAUUUGGAACAGUUUUACAUAGAAAUAAGAAAGUGAUUUUUAACAAAUAAAAAAUACAUAUGUACACAAUUUUAUUUAUAAACAAAAUAGAGUAAAACAUAAUAAAUUACCUAAAAACAAUAAGAGAGUAAAUAUUUGUGACACAAAUAUAUACAAAACAAAAUACUGUAUGGAAUAAUUUCAAUAAAGCCCGGGUUCCUUUAAUCUUAAGGGCAGGUUGACACGGGUAGUGAAGCACGCUCGUGGGUUACGCUUUCGUGGAUCACGGUUCAUGUCAGCAGCAGAGUCGUGAACGAAAAAUGGAAACGAACUGAUAUGAAAGGCGCCACGAUCGUGAGCAAGCAAAUUAAACCUGUUUGAUAUUUCACGAACCAUUUUCAGUGGAUUCAGUCGUGAAAAAGCAGUCAGCCAUUGAACAAGCAACAAAAUGUCUGGCGGAAAUCUACGAAUGAGCGAUGCAGAAACGUUGAAAUUCUUUCUUUCUCUGAGUAUCUGUACUGCAACUCCUGAUGAACGAAAUGCGCUGCUCCGGACCGGUCUCUGUUUUGAAUUCAUUCUCUCACCCACCAUCUGCGCUGUCUCCUUUUUUUUAAUCACUCUAGUACGAUUGGUAAGUUGUGAAUGUUGUGAUACGAGAUAAUGUCUUAAUAUUUUGCACACCACUGCACAACCUUCUGCUAUCGAUGAAGCCAUAUUGAUGACUGGCACUUUUCUUCAGCAAAAGCUGCACGACCAUUUGCACGACUGAACAUAUUACAGUGUAAACACCACAGAAUGCCUUAACGAAACGAUUGCGAGCAAGCGUAUUUCACGAAUCAUUUCAAGCUUGACCCACGAGCAUGCUUCACUACCCGUGUCAACCCGCCUUAACAGAGGAAUUUAAAUUAGGCCUGAAAACAUUACCGAGAUGACACUGAUACAAUUUUUAACAUUAGUUUUUGCGAUUAGUAAAAUAUUCUUCUGCAUACGAUAAUAUUAGUCCUAUAAACUAUAUUGCAUAAAAAAUCUACAAAAAUUUUGAAAUAAAAAUCUAUUACGUAAUAAUUUCACUUCUUCAAAAUUAAACAGGCUUGUCACAUAAAUCUAAAUUUUCUAAAAGUUAUUAUCGUGUUAAUAUUUGAAGGCGAUUGUGUUGAAUAGGCUAAAAAAUGUAUACCCCGCAUUCACUAAUUCAAAUAUUCUAAAGUCCCAUUAUUGUCCAAAUGCUAGAGAAUUCCUAGUUGACCCAACUGAAAAAAAAAACAAAUUAAUAAUUUUUCUAAUAUGUAUAAGACAAUUCCUUACCAAUGUCUGUUUCUGUUGCUCCUUCUGUAAUACAGCCUCGGUUUGGCCAGGAUCAAAUUUACAUACAGCCGCAAUCACUCUAGCCAAAACCAUACCUUCUUUGCCCAACAUGUAAUUGUACAAAACGUUUUUCAAAUAUUCGAUUUCAGUCGAGCUACUAGACAAUUCAGUGCAAUGAUUUAAUGUCACCAAAGUCUCGUCUAGUUUUCGAUUUAGCUUUUCGUUUCUGAUUUUCAUUUUUUGCAGCUCGUUUUCGUAAAACUCUAUAGAGCUCUUGUUUGUCAUGUCUAUGGAUUUGUAUUGCAACACUUUGUCUUUGAGAUUUUCGAUUUCUGUUUGUGAUAUCUGGUAGCCCUCGCUAGUUGGCCCAUUUUGAGUUGGUAGGGCUGAUAAUAGAGAGUUUUCUUGUUUUGUUAUCAUC